Messenger RNA from Struthio camelus australis, 4576 nucleotides. The record is from RefSeq and is a predicted model, not a curated record. NCBI's taxonomy places the organism in Eukaryota, Metazoa, Chordata, Aves, Struthioniformes, Struthionidae.
UUUUCCUACUAGAUCCACACAGGUUUACAACACCAAAUAAUUUGGCCCUGCCAACCCAGCUGUCUCCCAUUGGAUGAGAAGCUCCUCCCAGAGCUACUUAAAGAGGCAGGAUAUGUUACCCACAUGGUGGGGAAGUGGCAUCUAGGGAUGUACAGAAAAGAGUGCCUUCCAACCCGAAGAGGAUUUGAUACUUACUUUGGCUAUCUUCUGGGGAGCGAGGAUUAUUACUCUCAUGACCAUUGUGUGCUCAUCAAAGCAAAGAAUGUAACUCGCUGUGCUCUGGACUUCCGAGAUGGCGAAGAAGUUGCAACUGGAUUUAAAAACAUGUACUCCACAAAUUUAUUCAUGGAAAGAGCUGUAAAUCUAAUAGCCAGUCAUAAAACUGAGAAGCCCCUCUUUCUCUACCUUGCUUUUCAGUCUGUCCAUGAACCUCUUGAGGUCCCUGAGGAAUACAUGAAACCAUAUGCCUUCAUUAAAGAUGAAAAGAGGCGCCACUAUUCAGGAAUGGUGGCUCUUAUGGAUGAAGCUGUAGGAAACCUUACUGAUGCUCUGAAAAGACACGGUCUUUGGGAUAACACAGUUCUUGUUUUCUCUACUGAUAAUGGAGGGCAGACUUUGGCAGGUGGAAAUAACUGGCCACUGAGAGGAAGAAAAUGGACCCUGUGGGAAGGAGGAGUGAGAGGAGUAGGUUUUGUUGCAAGCCCUUUACUGAAACAGAAAGGGGUAGAAAGUCACGAACUUAUCCAUAUCUCUGACUGGCUGCCAACGCUGGUGCACCUUGCUGGAGGACAUACCAAUGGCACUAAGCCGCUGGAUGGCUUUGAUGUUUGGAAAACUAUCAGUGAAGGAAGACCAUCUCCCAGAGUCGAGCUGCUUCAUAACAUAGACCCCAUGUUUGUGGAUGCUUUCCCAUGUCUUGGCAUUGACAACAGGACAUCUUUAUCACAGAAUAGUUCUUUUCCAUGGGAUGAAACACUUUUCAAUAUCUCCAUGCAUGCAGCAAUUCGACAUGGAAGAUGGAAGUUACUAACUGGAUAUCCAGGCUGCAGUCACUGGUUCCCUCCACCAUCUUUGUUCAAUGAGUCAAUGAUUCAGUCGUCUGAUCCACCAACAAAGAGACUUUGGCUUUUUGAUGUUGUUCAUGAUCCCGAGGAGAAAAAUGAGUUGUCUGAAAGAUAUCCUAAUGUGGUGAAAAAACUGCUCUCACGGCUUCAGUAUUAUUAUAAACGUUCAGUGCCUGUGUUCUAUCCUGAGGAGGAUCCUCGCUGUGAUCCAGCAGCAGCUGGGGUCUGGGGUCCUUGGGCAUAAUGCACAGCACUGCACUCUACAAAACCCACCUGGAGUGGAGUUUGAUUUAUGGACUCAGGGUCCUACUCCUGUAUUUCUUACCUUGUUUUUUACAAUCUUGUUGAUUGUGAGUUCAUUCCUUGAGUCAUUCAGUCUUUCUUACUCUUAAAAUAUGGUGGAAAUCUUAUUUCAAUCCUCCCCACUCUCUCCUUCUCAACAAUUAUACUUGAAAUGUCGAUAAAAUUAGAAAUCUGUUGUUUGAAUAUUCUUUGUCAGCAAUUUGCCUCUAAAGUGGUGGUAGGAUGUUGCUUUCCUCCCUGAAAGAGAUUACUUCUGUUAAAAAGCUGCUAUGAGUCAUGGCAACAGGAUCAUUCAGAAUUGUGUUGUGGAAGAAACUGAUGUUUCAUUUCAUGCUUGCCCAGAAGACAAGCAUCAGAAGCUGUUACAUAUCUGUAGAGAAUAGAAGAAAUACAGCAAUUUACAUAAUUCUUACCUUUAACAUGCACUUCUGUCCAGAAAAGAGAACAGUCAGAAAUCUCCAAAAAAAACCAAAACUUCUAGUAUGAAGCAAAAUCCUUUAUUCCUAUUCACUGCUAACAUAUGAAAUGGGGGUAGAGAAAGGUGGUUGACCUGAGGGCAGGCCUGCCACGUAGAGGGACCUUAACACACUGGAGAAAUGGGUGAACAAAAACUGUGUGAAGUUCAACAAGAGCAGAGUCCUGCACUUGGGAUGGCAAAACUCCACACAACAGUACAGGCUGGGCUCUGACUGGAUAGACACCGUUGCUGUGGGAAAGAACCUGAGAGUCCUAUUGGGCAAUAAAUUGAACAAGAAUUACCAUAUGCCUUAGUGAUGAAGGUGGCCGAGGACAUAUUGGUCCAUAUUAGCAAGAGCGUAGCCAGCACACUGAAGAAGUGAUUAUUCCCCUCUGUUCAGCACUGGAGCACUGCAUCACAUUUUGAGCUUCCCCAUACAAGACAGACAUUGACAUACUGGAGUGAGUCUAGUGGAGAGCCAUGGAAAUGAGCACAUGAGGAGAGGCUAAAGAAGUGAGUUAAUUUAGCCUGGAGAAGAAAAGACAAACGAGAGAUUGCUAUCUUCAACAAGGUAAAUGAAGGGCAUAGAGAAGAUGAAGUCAGACUCAGAGAUGCACAAAGAGAAGACAAGAGGCAACAGACACAAGUUGCAACACAGGGAGUUCUAAUUAGAUAUAAGGAAAGAAAAAUCUCAUUGUAAGGGUGCUGAAAUACUGGAACAGAUUGCCCAGUGAGGUUGUGGCAUCCCCAUCCUUGGAGACGUUCAAAAUUUGACUGGAAAAGGCCCUGAGUAACCCAAUCUUAAUUCUGAAGUUGGAUCUAAUUUGCAGGUUGGCCUUGCUUUGGUACUGGUUGGGGGAACAACCAGAUGGCCCGCAAAAGGCCCUUUCAGCCUGCAUUAUUCACUGAUUCUGUGAUGAACAAAGCCUUACUCUUACUUAUUGCCUGCCUUUGUGGCGUACUCUUUCUGCUCAGAUUGUUUUUUUAUUAUCACAGUAGCAACUAUUUUCAUCUUGAAAUUGGCUCUGAGCCAUGAGGAAACCAGGCCAAACAAUUUCACUUGAUUACUCACCAAAUUGAUGUGAGAAGAUCAACCUACCAGCUCUCUUAAUGUUAAAAAUCUCUGGAGUCUGGCCAGAGUUCUGUCAGUGCUUUUCAAUGUCUUUAGCCAAGUUCUCAGGCUGCAGAACUCUAGCUGUCAUCCUCUCCAGAAAGCAGGAACCUAACUGCAUGUUUUCAGGAUCCAGGGCCAAGUCCUAUGAUUUGCACUAAGGCUUUGCGCAUCUUUUCCCAGUUUUGUCUCCUUCAGGAGACAUCUGCUAAUUAUUAGCAACAAUUAGCAGACGGACUUAUGAAAAGACUGUCACACUUGACAAAAUUUUCUUUUUUUUUUUUUUAACUACAAAGAUAAAGCACAGGAAAGAUGGAACUUCAGGAAGCGAAAAACAUGUUUUAAAAUAAACAGAAAUUCCUGCCUUCUGGUACAGCUGAUUCUCCAUGACACUCUUAAACCUAGCUUGCAUCUCCCACCUUUGAUGUGUUCCUACAUAUACUAGAAUGGAAAACAACAUUCUCUAAAAGCCUGUUCAGCUGUUUGUCUUUUUCCCAAAGUCUCUCAUAUUUUCCCCUCUCCUUUGUCACUUCUGCCUCUUUAUGUUAGCAUUUUUCCAUUCCAUUUCCUUCACUGUCCUCAGCCUUGAAGGUGGGUAAAGAAGAAAGAUAGAUUGGGAAAGAAUACUUCUCCUAUGUUGGACAAACAUAUAUUCUCUAUGGUUUGGUCUGAUAUGUCUUGAGAGCCUGUGUCAGACCAAGGUUCAAUCCGUCUCCAUCAGUGGUUGAAAGCAGAUAGCUGCACAGGAGUAAAGGGCAAGCAUAUGUGAUAAGUUCUGCAGAUUGUCUUUCAUUUUCUAACUGUGGCUCAGAGAAAAACUGAACCUCAGAUAUUUAACUGCUUUGUGUUUAGUAGUCCUCAGUGUAAAUUCUUGGAAGAAGAUUGUGUGAAUACCACAGUCAGGAGUUCCACAGCCUAACUACACAAUAUGUAAAGAGUCACCUCUGUUUAUGAUCUGCUUCCAGGCAAUUUCAGUUUUCACUGGUAAAAUACGUAUGCCAUGACAGAAGUCCCAAAUGUACCAUGUUUCGCAACUUGCAUAUUAACCAGUAUCUUUAUAAAAAUAAACAGAAUUUGUAUGUUCUGUAAAGGUAGUCUCCAAAUUGAUACAUGACCAUCUUUCCUUCCAUUUCACAAAACUGUUUUCCACUUUUCUUUCUAUUUUGGCUUCACAGCACAACAGCAUUUCACUCUUAAGCGCCAAGAGGUUCAUUAAGAUAACUUUCUGAGACAAACUCUAUUAUGUGCUGACCACAGGAAGGGAUCAAAAAUGUAAGCAACAGAACCUUUUUAUAAGCUAUUGCAUCACCUUGACAAAGCUCCCAUCUUCCUUCAGUAGCUCCAGAAAACCGUUAUUGCACUUCCCUUUCCUAAUUGUCACGGUAUAUCUAUUUUAUACCAACAUAAUGAUUUAUGCUGGUUUAUAACUUUUACCUUUUUAAUACUGCAACAUUAAGCUUCAUAUCCUCAUUUUUUGUAACAUAUAAGUAAUUAUAUAGAGUUUAGAAUAUGGGGUUCUGAAAGAGUGAGGUGUCACUAUACCUCAUGUAACUUUCAGUAUUACUAUUUCUGUAUCUUAUGCAUUAAUUAUAUAGCUGGACCUUCAAAUGUCUUUUUGAAAUAAAUCAUCCAAGUAUCAGA